CUCCUGGAAGGGUCCAUGAGGCUUCGGCGUCCCUUGAAGGACGCGAUCGAUGCGGGAGCUCGGGCCGGUCCGGGCGUAAAAGCGAUUCCCACGGUGAAGUCCAAGAAGAAGACCUUGGCGAAGCCGCCCGCGGCCGGGGUGGCGGCCACGAGGGCGGCCGAGGCAAAGAAGAAAGCCGCGGAGAGGAAGGCGGCGCCGUCCGACCUUGGGGGUGCGGGGUCGGCUCCAGAAGAGCCCGCCGCCGGGAGUCAAGCGGAGAAGGAGAGCAUUAGCCACGUCGAGCCCACCGCCAACGUUUUUCCUCUACCCAGCAUGGCUCGCGGGGGCAUGGCGAGUGCGGCGACGGGUCCGGACGUUGCUCCGCCUGUGGUGGAGGAGGAGUCGACUGACAUUGGAUCGACCGAGGGCGGAAGGCACCCGGGUUGA
Molecule: messenger RNA, 426 nt
Organism: Lolium perenne
Lineage: Eukaryota; Viridiplantae; Streptophyta; Magnoliopsida; Poales; Poaceae
Source: RefSeq, a predicted model, not a curated record